This is a messenger RNA of Paramecium octaurelia, 1505 nucleotides long. The record is from the annotation of a GenBank genome assembly. NCBI's taxonomy places the organism in Eukaryota, Ciliophora, Oligohymenophorea, Peniculida, Parameciidae.
AUGUCAUAAUAACUAUUUAAGGUGUAUUUGCAAUCCAUUUCACAUACUUUUAAAGACUUACCUAAAGGAAACUUUUAUUGGAGAUUCCAUAAAAGAGAUAUCAACAGGAUUAUAACUACUCCUUGUCCAGUAGAUUCACCAGCCAAAGAAACAGAUAUAUAAUUAUUUAAGGAAUUAAGAGCAUAAAUUGGAGUCAGAGAAGACUUUGUUUGUCCUCAAUGUCCACAUCAUGCAAAAUGUCAGAAAGCAUUUUAAUAAACAGAUGGAGGUAACAUGUAAACCCUGUUAUUACCACAUCUUUCCAAAUUUUUAGAAACCAUCAGUACUCAUGAAAUGAACCUGUAAUAUUAUUAAUUUAUUUAUUUAGACAAAAUGAUUAAAAAAGCUUUUGGUUGUCAAGUACAAGAGUGUUAGACACAUUUCAUUCCAUUCUAAUAGAUUUCUAACUUAAUCAAAAUAAACUUAAUGAAUAGUUUUUGAGUGAUAUUGCUUAAGUUUCUGAAAAUGAAUCUAUUCAUUAAUAAUAAGAUCCGAGCAAAAAAACAGAUAAAUAUACAAAAAAGGCUGACUUUUUAGAUGAUUAACACACUCAACCGAAAAAAGAAGGUAGAAGAUAAGAAAAUGAAGAAUAUGAAAAUAAUAAUAAAAAUUAUGGUAGAAGAUCAUAUGAAAAUUCAGAAAAUAAAUAUGAUAAAUACAAUAAAUAUGAGAGAGGAGGAGAUAAAUAUAAUACCAAAUUUGAUAGAUCAGAACAAUACAAUAGAAAGGAUAGAUUUGAUAAAUAUGAUAAUUAAUAGAAGUAUGAUCGUUAGUUUGAUUCAGAUAAAUACAAUGAUUCAGGUAAAUAUGAUAAAUACGCAAAUAAAUAUGACAGAUAUGAUAACAAAGAGAGAUAUAAUAGAAAAGAGAGACCUUAAAGAUUUGAUAGAGAAGCAAAUGGAGAUUAAUAAUAUAGAGAAAAUAGAAGUUUUGAUAAAUAUGAAGACAGAAGUCAAAGAUAUGAAAAAAGAGAUAAAUUUGAUAAAUAUGAUAAGUAUGAUAAAGGUGAUAAAUUUGAUAAAUACGAUAAAUUUGAUAAAUACGAUAAAUUUGAUAAAUAUGAGAAAGGCGAUAAAUCAUUCAAAGCAGAUAGAUUUGAUAGAAGAAAUUCUGAUUUUAGUGAAGAAACCAAUGAUGCGCCAAAAAAUUAUAAAGGUAGAAAGGAUGAUUUUUCAAAAAAUUAUGAGAAAAAUGAUAAAUAACAUUAUGAAAAUGACCGAUUUUAAAAAUAGAAUAAAUAAGCAAAAGUUAAGGAUGAGGAUGAUUUCAAUACAUUUGUUAAAUAAAGAGAACAAUAUUUGAAAGAAAAAUAAGAUAAUUUUGAAGGGGAAAGAAAACCAAAUUAGAAAUAACAAGAUACAAAGAGGGUAUAAUAAGAGGAUUAAUCAAAUCUAAAUGAAAAUAAUGAAGAGGAAUAACCGUAAGGCAGAAAGGUUAAAAGGAGCACCAAGUUUAAAAUGUAAUGA